AAAGAAAUACAACAACGUCGCCACUGACAUUUAAACACGUAAAAUUUAAUAUAUCUCUCACUCAUUAUUUUAAUUACUUUAUCAUAAUAUCAUAGGAAGAAUUCAUGCGAUGGGUAUAGGGCUUUAUUUAAUCGUGGCAGGGACGUUAAUCACCGGUGCUGCUAAUUCGUUAUUCACCAAAUAUCAAGAUAACCAAUGUGUUCGGAAUUGUGAUAAUCCUGAUUUCUCAACGCAUAAAAACUUUGAACAACCGGCCAUUCAAACAUUACAAAUGUUUGUAGGUGAGUUGAGUAUGUUUCUUGUUUAUUAUUUGGUUUAUAAGUUGGGUCAGAAUAGGAAAAGACAGGAUUAUGUUAGAUUGAAUGACGAAGACGAAGAAGAGGAAGUUAAGGAGAUUUCCAUAUUUCUGAAUUUGAAAUUGGCUAUUCCUGCUAUUUGUGAUUUAUGUGGUACUACUUUACUUAACAUUGGGUUGGUAUAUACUCCAGUGUCUAUAUAUCAAAUGACAAGAGGCUCGAUUGUUUUGUUUGUGGCCAUUCUUUCCGUGGUUUUCUUGAAGAGAAGGAUUUCCAAAUUGGAAUGGAUUAGUUUGUUAUUUGUCACUCUUGGAGUUGGUCUUGUUGGAUUGAGUGGAUCGAGAACCUCUCCUUCGACAGACACAGCAACCUCGAGUUUGAUUGUAUUUGGGAUCUUUUUAAUUGUCCUUGCGGAAAUGCUUCAAGCUUUCCAGUUUGUGGCGGAAGAACAUAUCUUGGAAAAACACAAGAUUAUACCAUUGCAAUUGGUUUACAUUGAAGGGUUUUACGGAUUUUCAAUCUUGUUGGCAGUCAUGGUUGUGCUUAACUUUAUAAUUGGAGCAAUUCAACCAAAACAACAAUUUGAAUCGUCGCCAUUCAAUAUGGUAGAAGCAUUUUCCCAAGUAUUUUUCAACCGGGCCGUAUUAUUAUCUUCCAUUUGCAUCAUGAUUUCUAUUGCUGCGUUCAAUUAUUGUGGAUUGUCAAUUACUCAUAGAAUUUCUGCAACUGCAAGAUCAACUGUGGAUACAUGCAGAACUUUACUUGUUUGGAUCGUGGCUAUCAGCAUGGGAUGGGAAUCAUUUCAAUGGUUGCAAUUCACAGGAUUUGCGGUAUUGGUAUUUGGAACUUUAUGUUUCAAUGGGGUUUUAAAGCCCGAAGAGUGGAGCUUUGUCCCACAAGUUUUAAAAUCCGAUUUCAAUCCUAAUGAACGAUUAAUCAACGUUGUUGACGAAAUUGAUGAACCUAUUGAAAGGUUAUAGGGUAACACCAGUGGUCGUGCGAAAACGCACAAAAUUUUUAAAGUCAAAGAAAAAUGCGAGUUUUGUUUGCCACUUUUCAGGAAAGGCGAAUCUGUAGUAGUUACAUUUAGUUAGAGAGUCGACUAAUAAAAACACAUAUAUUAG
Messenger RNA from Spathaspora passalidarum NRRL Y-27907, 1420 nucleotides. RefSeq lists its product as uncharacterized. Gene Ontology annotation, molecular function: pyrimidine nucleotide-sugar transmembrane transporter activity. The transcript has a single exon. Gene Ontology annotation, cellular component: Golgi membrane; intracellular membrane-bounded organelle. The record is from RefSeq and is a predicted model, not a curated record. Gene Ontology annotation, biological process: pyrimidine nucleotide-sugar transmembrane transport. The coding region runs from base 110 to 1276 and encodes 388 amino acids. NCBI's taxonomy places the organism in Eukaryota, Fungi, Ascomycota, Pichiomycetes, Serinales, Debaryomycetaceae.